GGAUUCAUUUGCACCAUGACCUCUGUCUCCGAGCUCCCCUGCAUCUACUCUGCCCUCAUCCUUCACGAUGAUGAAGUGACAGUCAGGGAGGAUAAGACCAAUGCCCUCAUUAAAGCAGCAGGUGUAAAUGUUGAGCCAUUCUGGCCAGGCUUGUUUGCAAAGGCUCUGGCCAAUGUCAACAUCCGGAGCCUCAUAUGCAAUGUGGGGGCUUGUGGACCUGGCCCAGCAGCUGGUGCUGCACCAGCAAGAGGUUCUGUCUCAGCCACCAUUGCUGCCCCAGCUGAGGAGAAGAAAGCAGAAGCGAGAAAAGAAUCUGAGGAGUCUGAUGAUGAUAUGGGCUUUGGU
Molecule: messenger RNA, 345 nt
Organism: Phacochoerus africanus (Common warthog)
Lineage: Eukaryota; Metazoa; Chordata; Mammalia; Artiodactyla; Suidae
Product: 60S acidic ribosomal protein P1-like
Exons: 1
Biological process (GO): cytoplasmic translation; translational elongation
Cellular component (GO): ribosome; cytosolic large ribosomal subunit
Molecular function (GO): protein kinase activator activity; ribonucleoprotein complex binding; structural constituent of ribosome
Source: RefSeq, a predicted model, not a curated record